This is a messenger RNA of Benincasa hispida (wax gourd), 1613 nucleotides long. Its product is annotated as protein PHR1-LIKE 3-like. Gene Ontology annotation, molecular function: DNA binding; DNA-binding transcription factor activity. NCBI's taxonomy places the organism in Eukaryota, Viridiplantae, Streptophyta, Magnoliopsida, Cucurbitales, Cucurbitaceae. The record is from RefSeq and is a predicted model, not a curated record.
UAAUUGCUGCAUCGAAGACGAUGAUGACAGAAAAAGACAAAGCUUUGAAAUCUGUGCCAACUCCCUCUCUUUCUCUCUCUCACGCACUUCUUUCUUUUUCACCUUCUUCUUCUUCUUCGUCAACGAAUCCAAUGAACUCUCAAUUUCUCUGUGAAUCAUUCAUACCCCAUCACCAGAUUUCAUCUUCUUCCUUCCUUCUUCUCUAAUCAACUCCCACACCAACACAAAAAUCCAUUCUCUCUUCUGUUCUUGCAGCUCCACUUUCUCCAUUUCUUUCUGCCCAUUUCACAACAAGGGUUAUGUUUCCCAGACUUGUUAAUCCCGACGGAGAUAUUCAGAUCCAUGGCCAUCGUGGUUCUGUUGCUUCCGACCUCACCCACACUCACCGAGGAGACCCUUGUCUUGUUUUGACUUCAGAUCCCAAACCUCGCCUCCGCUGGACUGCCGAUCUUCAUGAGCGAUUCGUCGAUGCCGUCACUCAACUCGGCGGUGCUGGCAAAGCUACUCCAAAAGCAAUAAUGCGAACAAUGAAUGUGAAAGGACUGACUCUCUUCCAUCUGAAGAGCCACCUUCAGAAAUACAGAUUAGGUAAGCAAUCAGGGAAGGAUAUGGGUGAGGCAUCUAAAGAUGGUGCAUAUCUUUUAGAAAGUCCAAGUACCAAUAAUUUCUCUCCUGACUUGCCAAUUUCUGAAAUGGCCGAUGGUUAUGAAGUCAAGGAGGCACUAAGAGCGCAAAUGGAAGUACAAAGUAAAUUACAUCUGCAAGUUGAGGCAGAGAAGCACCUACGAAUUCGUCAGGAUGCCGAGCGAAGAUAUUUGGCCAUGCUUGAGAGAGCUUGUAAAAUGCUUGCAGAUCAAUUCAUUGGAGGUGCAGUUUCGGACUCAGACAGCAAGAAGUCCCAAGGACAGGAUCGUAAGAGCCCAAGAAGUUCCUCCAUCGACGCACUUGGUUUCUAUCCUUCACAAUCGCAAGAGAUGGAAAGAGUGAAUGGCACGGAAGAAGUGCAGGCUAAUCUUCCUUGCCAAAGGGCCGAUUGUUCAACUGAAAGCUGCCUAACCUCUAACGAGAGUCCUGGGGGACUGGCGAUGGAAAAAUCUCCUGUUGCAAGCAAGAAAAACAUGGUUAACUUGGAUUCAGCAACUGCAUCUUUGAUUUGGGGUGAAGCUAAGGAAAGAAUACAGGAUGCUAACAUCAUCCAAGUCAACCAUCAUGGCGUAUCCGGAUGCGACAUGUGGGGAUGAAGUUCUGCAGACAAAAACUCAUCAUGAUUGAUGAAAAGUAUGUCUAUUUCCAACUUUGUAAAAAGCUCAUCAUUUUCCAUUCACAGAAUCUGGUAUGAUCUGCAGCGCAAGAACAUUCCCCCUAGCUUGUAAACUCGAGCAGUUUAGUUUGUUGACAACUCGUCGAAAUGCAAGUAGUUAGGCAUUCUUUUUGCUGUUCUGGACAAUUAUAGUUGAUUUCUGUCUGACCUUUGGGUGAUUUGAGUCUAUUAGUAGGGUGCAAUCAGUAAUGUCAUGUUGGAAACACAUCCUCUUUCACUUGUUAGUAGUGAAAUGGGCCUUGUCUUCCAAUGAUGAUGGCAAAAUGAAUGAAUAUUGUGUCAUUUUCUCUUA